UCUGCUCUCAGUUUGUUUUAUUUUCUCGACUCUUACAAUGAUAGACAUACGUGUCCAGAUUUGUCUACUUUCUGUGUUGAGCAUUGUGAUAAAGACAAAGACUAUCAGUGUAACGGGACGUGUUGGGUCAAACGUGACCUUUCAAUGUUCAGACUGGAAAACUCGGUUUGACAUAACAUCACAUGAUAAGUACCUUUGUGAAAAUACAUGCAAAUAUGGCAAAGACGUCAUCCUCACAGCAGCAUUUAAGAAGACAGCACAGAAAAACAGAAUACAGAUUUCUAACAAAGGAGAAAGUUUAUUUGUGACUUUUACUGAUCUCAAGAUGUCAGACUCCAAAACAUAUUACUGUGGAGUUUCUUGGACUGUCCUCCGUGAUGAUUACAUAAAAGUGAAUCUCACCGUUAUACGAGCUGUGCAGAAACCUGCUGAAACAGUCUCUGUCGGCUCCACUGUGUCUCCUGCUGUCAUCAACUCCUCCAACAUGUCCCAAAGUGACUUGGGUGAUGCUAACACCUUCUUUGUCACUUCCUCUACCCUUUGCAUUACCACAGAGAGACCAGAAACACAAGGAGCAGGGAUGAUACCAUAUUUGACUGUUGGUUUGAUUUUUGCAAUAACCACACUGAUGCUUCUGCUGACGUUUAUGAGAACUGUGAUGAGAAAGAAAAAAGCUGACCUCGACCUUACUCACCAACCACAAGUAGAUGCACAAACCGGUGCUGAAUACUGUGAAAUCAGACUUGAGGAUCAACAAACUGAGUGCCAGUCUGCAGCCCACUUCUCCACCAACUCCAACCCCAACAGUCUCUAUGCAAAUUACUCUCAUCUGCGAGAUCCUGAAUUAGAAGCCGACUGUAAAAACAAACAUGAUUCCUCAAUUUCAUCACGUCCCUCUAAAGUCAGGAGAAAAGGUUCUUGUGCAGAGAGCAGAGCAACAAAUCUUGACAUGAUCUAUUGUGUUCCUCAGUUUCCCCGGGACGCAGAGCAACAUGAAAUAAGUCCAACAGGAAACCGUGGAAAUGAUUGUGUCUACAGUCUGGUUCAGUUCUCACAGACAGCAUGAAUGUUUGAAAUAGACAAAGUUAAGGUUUCAUCAUAUUUUAAUGUAAAUAAGAAUAAAAUGGAUGCACGUCAGAAGGAGCGAUGAGCACCCAAAAUUGUUUAAUUGUCUGCAGCAAAACAUCCAAUCAUCUGACAGAACCAUGUCUGGAGAGCAGUUUUUGGAAGGUCCACCAAUCAAUUUUAAAACAACCUCACUUACUGUGAAUAGCUGAUUUAUACAUUUCAGCAGUCUCAAUGUGCUCUCCAGAUCAGACAACAACGGAGGCCACCAUCGCUCAGCAUGCUCAUGUCAUGAUCAUUAUAUCGGUAAUUGUUACGUCCCUAUUUCUAUUACUUAUUUGCACAAGUGCUUUCUUUUUUUUUAUGUUUUAGUAUACAUAUCUUCAUCUUGUCAAAAUCCAUAUUGGAAAACAACUGUCUGUGUUUUCAGGGAAUUAGCUAUUCACACGCCUGUCAUUUUCUUUUCAUUUCCAGUUAUGCCUCAUUUUAAAGAAGUAACUUAAAGAAAUGAAAAGAUUUUUCUGCUGUUGACUUGUAUUCUAUUUCUAUCCUGUUAUAUGAAAUGUAUCCUUUUUUUGCUUUUUUA
Salarias fasciatus (jewelled blenny) is the source of this 1651-nucleotide messenger RNA. RefSeq names its product CMRF35-like molecule 5. The coding region runs from base 38 to 1066 and encodes 342 amino acids. Gene Ontology annotation, cellular component: plasma membrane. Gene Ontology annotation, molecular function: transmembrane signaling receptor activity. The record is from RefSeq and is a predicted model, not a curated record. The transcript has 6 exons. Lineage: Eukaryota; Metazoa; Chordata; Actinopteri; Blenniiformes; Blenniidae.